GGGUAUAGACUACAGACUGCAUAUUAUGAAGUAACGUAACGUGUUUGGUUGGUUAUUCACUUUACUCAGUUUACCUAUUCCCGAUAAAUUUUUUUUUGUAAUUUGUUUGGUAGUCCGCUGUUUACUGUGUCACUCGCUCACUAUUUACAGAGGUAAAAUAAAAUUGUUUAACUUUAGUUUUCAGUUUAGUUUACCUUUUAUAUAAUUUUACCUUAUUACCGGCAUUAUACCUGUCAAGAUGUAGUCAUCUAAAGGACAACACCAAAGGAUGCCAUCAAGUUGCAUUGCGUUGAAGCGUUAUUCCAAAGAUGAGCUAGUGUUGGAUGAUUGGUCUUAAUCACCUCUCGGAAUGAUUUUUGUUACGGUUUGAAUUAUAGGUAGUCUACUCCCAGUAAGUGUUUACCUAUUUUUAAUUUUUAAUAUAAUUAUGUACAAAGUAGGUAUUUUAAUAUUAUUGGUCAAUUAACUAUUAUAUAAUAGUAUUUAUGAGUAUAAAAAGGUAAAUUGUGUCCAAAAAUAUUUGAAAUAAUGUAUCGACAUGUAUAAAUAUAUAAUAUACAUAUAUGCAAGUAUUAGUGUGAGUCUAGUUUUUUAGUACAGCUUAGUUUUGUUUAAAUACAGGUGUAUCAAAUUACACAAUAAGAAAUUUAUUUCUAAGUAGACAGAAAAAAUAUACUGUAUACCUAGGUUACCUUUUUAAAUAAAUAUUUAUUUGAUUUAUAGUGAUAGAAAUUUACAAAAACUUGAACGCCUACUGAUAACACUUUAAUUUUCAUUCUUAGGUCCUAUAUCUAAUUGAUUGUUUAAUUAUCUGUAUAGUUUAUUAUAGAUUUUCUUUUUUCAAAUUUCAUUAUUAUUUUAUUGAUAAAUAUGUACUUAAAUUUAAUGGUUCAUAAAAAUAAUAGCAGGUUUUGUAUAGGUAGUAAAAAACCAACUAAAAAUUAUUUAUCCAUCUGUUAUACUUUACACAUAUUUAAGUCUGCUGUUUAUUGUUAUUAUUUUUUAACCAGUACUUCAUUAUUUUUUUAAUUGUUAAUUUAUCUAAAUAUUUGUAUGUAAUAUUUUAUUUUAUAGUGAUUUUGUGGAUUAUUUUUGUGAUCCUAAAGUAAACUCAAGUAGUUUAUUUGAAUUAAAAUAUGCUUCCCCAAACAACUUUAAAAAGACAAGCUGAAGCUGAUAUUAAGUUUAUUAAUGGUAUGUGCAUUGUACUAUCUGAGAACAAUUUUAAUUUGCAAAGAUUCAAUUUAAUAUUGAAACUAUUUAGUUUAUGCAUAAUAUAAUUAUUUUAAAUUUACUAUUAUAGAUGAUUUAGAUGAUAAUGAGAUCACUUGGGGUAGCAAAAAGUCAAGAAUUAUUUAUAAUUAUGAUUUAAAAUCUGAUUUAUUUUCAAAUAUAAAUGAUUCAGACCAGACUGAAAGUGUAUUUACCCAGUCGGAAUCAACAAGUAAUAAUUUUUAUACAAAUAUUCAUGUUGAUUUUUGUAAUUAAAGUUCAGUUUUCAUUUGUGAAUUUAUUUAUAUAAUCCAAUUUCAUAAAAUAAACGCUGUUUCUGUACGCCCGACCAUGGUUGUUAUCAUAAUAUAAGCCCGACUAUGGUCAGUAACAUUAGGAAUACCCGACCACAGAUUAAAAUAUACCUUAAUAUAUCUUAGUCCGUGCACCCAACUAUGGUCGGUAAGACCAAGACAAUUAGAACCAUGAUUGAAAUAUACAAGUUGAGCAUUAUUUUUGAUAUCAAAAAAAAAAAAUGUGGUGUAAAGGUGCAGCCUCUUAACAAUUUCAUGGUUGGCUAAUGACAAAGGACUCUGAGUGGAGUUUGGUUAUACAUGUUUUGAAAGGCCGUAAAAUUUACAAUUCAAAAAUAAUACAUUUCAUACAUUUUCCCUUUUUUCCUACCUUCUUUUACGGGUUUUCCCAUUUAUUAUGAAAACUACCGAGAAUAUUAAAAAAUGACAUUCUUAAAGUACCCAGUUAGAUUUCCUUUCAGAAAAAGUGCUACACUUAAAAAUCAGAGAAAAAUUUGACGAUGGAAAAGUUUAAAAAUUUAAUAAUGAAUAUCAUUAUUAAACUCUCCACUCAGAAUCUAGAAUCUAGAACAAAAUAUGCCAAUAUUACAAAAGAAUUACGAUUUUUAGAUAGUAAUCAAAUGUCUUUUUAGAACUGCUCAUUAGUGCAAGCCCUGUUCUUAAAUUAUAUAAUAUACUAUGAUUAAAUACUUACUAUAUUAUUAUUAAAACACGGAUGUUGUAGUAGUAACAGACUAGUAAAAUUGAUUGUACUAAAAAUAUUAAAAAAUGCACCAAAAAAUAACAAUUUUUUUUACAACAAUGGAAAUAGUUGGCCAAAUUUUUGGCAUAUUUACAAAACAUUAAUAGAACACGAUUGCUCAAAAUUUACGGAGUGACCAAAGAACAGAUUAUAACUGUCAAACAGUUACAUUUCAUAAAUUUUUUUUGUAUUGUAUUGAAUACCUAUCAACUUAAAAUUAUCAAAAUAAAAAUAAGAAUAUACAAUUAUUAGAUUUUAUCACAGAUAUAUAUAAGUUUUUAUAUAUAUAUAUAUCUGGAUUAUAUGCCUGGCAAUAUAUUAUAAUCUAAUUUAUACGACUAUCGAGCGUUUACUAUAGCUAAAAUAGUUGUAUAAAUGAAUAAAUUCAACAAAACUGCAAUAAAAUUAAAAAAAUUGCAUUUAAAAUUUCUAGAUGUAAAUUCGUAUUUACAUGAAAAGUAUUUAAAAUUUAUUUAGCAAUAAAUUGAAGAAGUAAAAAAAGUUGCAAAUGCAACAACAUCCGUGCCCUAAUUAUUAUAUACUUAUAUACCCAAUUUUUAGUUACACAAAAUAAAAACUUAUAUAAUCUUAUUAAAACAGAAUAUAUUUAUUGAACAUUAAACCGUUUAUUCUUUUGACCACUCUCCUAACUAAUAUACUUACAAAAGAUUUUUGGAUAAUAUUCUCACCAUUCUCACAAUUGUUAUAUUAUUAAAAUAACACUAAAAUUGCUACUAGCAAAGGAUAGUCUUAACUUUUCUGAUCUUUUAAGUUAGUUCAUCAACUGCUUGACACUAUGGCCCCUUCUUAUAUUUGUCAUUGUUAAGACUGCAAUUAAUAAAUAAUCAUAAUAUGCUUAUGUAGUAAUACUUUUUGAUUGAAUGAUUGUGGAAAUAAAUAAUAAUUGUAUAAUUAAUAAUAUAGGUAUUAUAGGCUUAGUAUUAAAUAUUUAAAUAUAUUUUAAUACAUGUAUGGGUAUAUAAUAUGUAUGCAUAUAUAUUAAUAUAUUUGUAUAUGUUGAAUCUGUACAUUAUUUAUGAGGAUAUUUUAUUGGCUACACAUUUGGAUUAUGAAAAUAUGAUUUAUACAAAUAUUAUCUAUAUUUGUAUUUUUAGCGAGGCUAACAUUGUUUAAUUAAUUAAUUAAUUAAUAUUAUUAUUAUUUUAGAAGGAAUGGAAAGUGCAUACAAAUAAAAGCACAAGUGAUUUUAUUUACUAACUUUUUUAAAAUUUGUUACUAGAAAUACAUGUGGCAUUGUUAAAAUUAAUAUAUAACCUAUUUGUUAAAAAAAGAAAAAGAAAAAGAUCAUUGUUAUAAAUAAUUUUAAACAAAAACAUAAAAAUUAUAAUCAUUUAUAAAGAAAAUAAAUAAUAUUUUUAUAUUUAUAUUUCUAUUAUCUAUUUUGUGUAACAUUUUAAAUGAAUUAUCUACUUUUUAAUUUUUUAUCAUAUCUAAUUAAACAUAGUUUUUAUUUGAAAAAGAAGAAAUUGUUCAUUUGGAAAAUUCAAUCUUUUUUCAUCAAUCCUGGAUCCACCAAAAAUUUACAUAACUAGAGCUCAUCAAAUUAGUCAAUAUUUUUAUUGCACUACAUUAAUCUUUGAUGAACUAUUUUCAUUUUUUUAGUUGAAGUAGAAGAAGAAUUUAACUAUUCAUCUGACACUUACAGUUGCAGUUGUGAACAUGAUAGUGAUUGCAACUAUCAAACCUCUAGUCAAUCGGAUGAUACUGAUACUGAGGUAAUAUUAUCUUAUUACAAUAUCAAUAAUAUAUAAUGUUCAUAGAAGUACUUUCUUGUAAUUUUUCAAUAUUAGAUUUACUGUUAAAUGAAAUGUAUUUUUAUUAUUUACUAGCGUCCCGCCCAUGGUUGCCUGUGCCAAUUUUUAUUAUUUGUUUUACCCUUGUUACUUUUUGGUAUUGACCAGUGAGUAUUGAAUGAAAAGUAGGUAGUAGAAAACUAAAAGUAUUCUGUUGUGAUGUUUUUUCAUGACUUUCAUAUUAAAAAUAUCUAAACACCAAAUUUUGGGUAGGAGGAGAUUUCAAAAAAAAAAUUAAGCCUAAUCUAACCUAUCGGGGAGUAGCAAUGCUCAACAGUGGGAGAGCGAGUGUACUGUAUUAUAGUCGCCACUUGCAGAUAGUACAUUUAUAUAAAUUAUUUAUUAUUACUUAUUUUUAUAAGUAUUUGCAGACAAUUUAUAUUAACACAAAAUUAUAACUAUUGUUAAUCUAUAUGUAUUAUGUAUAAAAAUUAAUACAAAUUUUGUUGAUGAUGCUCUAGCACCAUAACUUUUGAAUAACCAAAUUUCUAACUUUUCUGGUAGAUUUAUCAACAUUUUUUUUCAUAUAAACCUUAAUUUUUAUUUACAAUCAAUUUGUUUUUGUUAUGAAAAAAUGUGACAGCAGAAUUGAAUGUCAAUUAUUGAACUAUUUUUGUUGAUUUAUGGGUUAUCUUGGUAAUAAGAAUGAAAUUUAAAAAAAAUAUUGAGAUUUUCUUACCAAAGUACCACCCAAAUUCACAAAUUUUCCUGCAGAUUUUCUAAAAAUUGUCUGUUAUAAAAACAUUUUCUUGACAAUUACAAAUCAACAAAAAAAAAAAAUUAGCCCAACUGGUUCAACUAUUUUCGAGUUAUGGCAUGACCAAGGAAAAUAGGAAUAAUAUGUAGUUUAUUACACAAGUAUCCCACCUUAUUUGACAGAUUUUUUUGUUAAUAAUAUUCUAUUUUUUUCAAUUUGAUUUUCUUUGAAAUAUUCAUCUAUUAAGAGAAAAAUUAAAUUUUUAUUUUUAACCCCUAAUUUCUAAAAAAAAAAAAAAAACUAUUCACUGCUCAAAAUUUUCAAUAAAGCUAUUUUAUAAAAUAUAUUAUUCUAAGCAUUUUAAUGUAUCAUAAUUUAUUCAUAUUUGAUUAAUAGUUUCUUACUAACAGCUAUUUUAAUUUAUAGAGACAAUGUGUGAUAAACGAGACUGCUUAAUGCAGUAGAGAAUAAUUUUAUUUUUUUGUGUUUUAAGUUGAAAAUUAUGGAAAUUAAAACUUCUGUUACUAAAAAACUAUUGAUCAGAUAUGAUUGUAUGUAAUUUUAAAGUUUUUAGAGUAAUAUCUUUUACAAAAUCGCUAUUUUGAAAAUUUUGAUAACACUCUAGAAGUGAAUUGGUCCAAUUUAAGAUGUGGGCAUGUUUUGCCCAUUUCGUAAAAUGGCCAAGAUGAUUAAUAAAUUGAGCAAAACUAAUAAUGUACAAAUAUUUAUAAUUGUUAAAUCAAUAUUUUUAAAGUGAAUUGAAUUCAGAAAACAUAAAAAUUAAUUAUUAUAAUAUUAUGUUUUGAACAAAAAAUUUGUCAUAAAUAAUAAAUAAAAACGAUUCAUUAAUAAUCAAAAAAAAAUCAUUAAUCUAUGUUUCUAAAAUAUAUUUUCUUUGUAACUAUAUGUUUGGCUAGUGUAUUUCAUAUUAAUAAAAUACCAGUUCAUAAAACAAUAAACUUAUUGUUUAAUUAAUAUUUUAAUAUUAAUAUAGUUUAAUUAAUUAAUAAUUAAUUAAUAAAUUGGGUGACUCAUAUGACUAUUUCACAAAAGUAUCUGAAAAUUACCCAUCAUGAAUUGGACAAAUUCACUUAUGGUUGUAACAUAUAUAUAUAUAUAUAUAUAUAUAUCUUCUUCAUCAUUAUCUUUAUGUCUAUAUUAGGGUGGCCCUUCGUCAUAUAGGUGAUUUUUUUUUUAUAACAUUUUAUUCAGUCUUACCCCCUAAAUUGGUUCAAAUAUGUAUAUAAAUGAAGUAUACAAAAUUUCAUAUCGAUAGAUUAAGUUUAACCCGUGCCCCCCAGNCUUUUGUUCUAUAUAGUUUUUUGAUUAACGUAAUAUUUAUUAAUAUAACUGAUUAUGAAACAUGCAAGUUUUUAAAAAGCGUAACAAUAUUACAAAAUGUCUAAAAUAUUGUUAUAUUUUUAUAAUUUAUUUGUUCUCCAAGUUCUGAUAGCGAUUCUGAUUCUAGAAAAAAUAUUUCAAACAAACCGUUAGAUGCAGAAAAAACUUCCGAAUUCCCAGACCUUCCUACAUUUAAAAAUAGAGGUAAUAAAAAUUGUAUAACAUUGAAACUUGCAAUCGCAUUGGAUAGGUGGAAAUAAGUGAUCGCGAUGCAGUUCAUAUAUUAACAGCUACUGUAGAAGCGUUAGGUAUACGUGUAAGUGAUUUAAUUUUAAACCGGACAUCUAUUAAUCAAAUACGCCAGUGUUUACGUAAGGACAGAGCAGAUCAACUUCGAAAUGAAUUCAAUUCAUCAGAAGUAGGUCCAGUUGUUGUUCAUUGGGAUGGUAAGCUGCUCCCAGAUUUAACAGGAAAAGAGCUUGUUGAUCGUUUACCAGUAAUUGUUUCUUUUAAAAAUUCUGAAAAGUUGUUAAGUGUUCCUAAGCUUAUAUCCGGAACUGGUCAAAAUCAAGCGGAAGCAGUGUUUAAAGCACUUAAAGAAUGUGGCCUUAUCGAUAAUAUACAAGCUUUAUGUUGCGAUAUAACGGCUUCGAAUACAGGUCGUCUAAAAGGAGCAUGUAUAAUUUGGAACAGCUAUUAGAACGUGAUAUUUUAUACUUUCCUUGCAGGCAUCACAUUUACGAAAUUAUACUUAGAUCUGCAUUUGAAAGUUGAAGUAAAUUUUGGAGUUACAUCUGGUCCAGAUAUUCAAAUUUUUAAACGUUUCCAACAAUUUUGACCGAAACUUAAUGUUAAUAAUUAUAACACCGGAAUAGAAGAUAUAAUUGUCAGUGAAAUAUUAAAUGAUGUAACUAAUGUUGUUAUUUUUUUAUAUGGACCAAUUACGCAAAUCUCAUAACGGAGACGAUUACAGAGAAUUGUUGGAAUUAGCUGUGAUAUUUCUUGGUGGUACCCCUACUCGUGGCAUAUCUUUUCAAUGUCCUGGUGCAAUGCAUCAUGCUCGUUGGAUGUCCAAGGCCAUAUAUUCAUUAAAAAUAUUUAUGUUCCGUAAACAAUUUAAAUUAAAAAAUUAUGAAGAAGAAUCAAUCCGUACAAUUUGUAUAUUUCUUAUACGAUUAUAUAUUAAAGCUUGGUUUUGUGCACCUAUUGCCGCUUUAGCUCCAUUUCAAGACUUACAAUUUUUGAAAAGUCUCAUCAGUUAUGAAAAAAUACAUAAAAACAUUUCUUAAUCAACUUUAAGAAAACUAUGUGGACAUUUGUGGUAUUUAGCACCUGAAACAGUAGCAUUGGCAUUUUUUGAUCCUAAUAUAACAAUUGAGACAAAAAUUAAAAUGGUCGAUAUUAUAAAAUUAAAUAAUUUAACUUCUGAAAUCAAUAGACGAGUCAUUGUGUCGCUAAAUGAAGUAGCUCAAUUCAUGAAGAAAGAAAUAAAUGAUUUUAUUUAUAAAGAAUCUACUUCAUUUUUUUCGCAAUUUGGAAUAGCAACAUCCAUCAAUGUGGGAUAAAAAUGAAGAUUUUCAAAAAGGCCUUGAAAUUGUAAAUACAUUUCGUGUUAUAAACGAUACGGCAGAAAGAGGGGUAAAGCUCAUGGAGGAGUAUAAUAUGGUCUUAACAAAAAAUGAAGAUCAAAAACAAUACGUGCUUCAAGUUGUUGAAGAUUAUCGCCGUAAAUACCCGAACAGUUUAAAAAGCACAGUUAUAGAACCAUUAUAAUNACAAUAUUUUAGAUAUUUUGUAAUAUUGUUACGCUUUUUAAAAACUUGCAUGUUUCAUAAUCAGUUAUAUUAAUAAAUAUUACGUUAAUCAAAAAACUAUAUAGAACAAAAGUUAUAGACAAUUUAAUUUACUAUAAAUAAUGUCAGAAAUUUAUUUUUGUAAAAAAUGAUAACAAUGAGAUAGCAGUCAAUCAAUUAAAAAAAACUGUGGUUACUUGAACAGAACCAUAUAUUUGAACUCUGAGGGCUAGGGGGCACGGGUUAAACUUAAUCUAUCGAUAUGAAAUUUUGUAUACUUAAUUUAUAUACAUAUUUGAACCAAUUUAGGGGGUAAAACUGAAAAAAAUCCAAUAUCAAAAAAUAAGGGCCACCCUAGUCUAUAUAUUAUGUGUGUGUGUAUAUAUAUGUGUGAAAAACAAUUUUUUGUUACGCAUGUUCUCUGAAACAACUAGACCAAUUUGUGUGUGGUUUUUUUUGCAAAAUGAUCCCCAUUGUCUGGAGAAGAUUUUAGACUACAGUAGAACCUAAAAUAUCCAAGCCUCCAUUAUUCAAACUAUAACGUUUUGUUUUUGGGAAUGGGGACAUUUUCACUACUUUUCAAUGGGAAAACCUCCAAAUAGCAGACACAAUAUUAAUCUCAAUUUAAAAAUAAUGACAAAAUUACUGUUACAAAACGUGUUUACAUUUGUAUGUACUCUCGUAUUAGUGAAAUUACAUAACAAACUUGUUUAAGGAACAAUAAGAUUAUGAUAAAUUCACUUAAUGGUGGAAUAGUGACAAAAAUAUCAAUGGUUUGUGAUGUUUGUAUGAGUACAUUUUGUUAGUUAGUGCCGGUUUUUGAUGCAAUGAGUACGUUAAAAUGAAAAUGGUUGUCGCUUCAUGAAAAGUCAAGACUAGACCACUGUAAAAACAACAGAAACAUAGGAAUUUAUGCAUUCGCAGAAAAGUUUGAAGUUAGAAAAACAGAUUGCGGAUAUCAUGUCUAAUAGUAUAUUUUAUUUUAAUUUUAUAAUUUACAGAUAUGAGUCUUAUACGUAUUACAUAAUUAUAAACAUAGUAUUUAAUCUAAUAUUUUAUUCUUUGUAUUCUAAUCUAUUUAUGAAAUUAUUAAAAUAUAGAUAGCUAUUUGAAAAUUAAAGUAGGUAGUUGUUUCACCUCCUAAAUAUGAGACUAAAAAAAAAAAUGUUAACAUUUUAGAGCUACUUAUUUCUUAAAUUGUUAAAAAAAAAAUUUUUAAAUAAGUCAAUAAUUUACGAAAUCAUAUUUUUUUUUGUAAAUUAACUUAUAUAUUUUUAUUUUACCCAAUAUGGAACAAUAAACGUUUUUAUAUAAAUAAAAUUUGAAUAAUGACUACCUACAAUGAUUCUUUACAAUAUAUUUUAGGGGAGUUUAGAUAUUAUGUUUAAUAAAUUAGUAAAAUAUUUUUAGGAUAAUUUUAUAAAAGCUUAUUAACACCCUUAUACAGAGUAUAACAGUACUAUUUAACAAAUUUUUUUUUUUUUUUUUUUAAUAUUUAAAAAAAAAAUUGUUAUAAUUACCAGAGCACUGUUUUAUAAUUUUUAUAUUUAUUUUUAUUACUUUACAGGUGGAAACAAAAAUAAGCAUUUUUUAAGUCCAAGAUAACUAUUAUAUAAAAUAAUUUAAAAAAAAAAAAAUGUUGGUGUUUAAAACUAUCAAUUAGUUUAUGCCAUUAAUUUUUAAAGCAAUAAAAUCCAAAUUCUUUUCUUGUUAAUUUUACUAAGUAUAGAUUAUAUUUAACUAAUGAUAAAUGAUAUGAGUUUAUCAGAAUUACAGCUUAAUUUUAUAUGAUAAAAAUAUUACCUAAUAUAAAAGAUAUAUUAUGAUAAAUAAUUAUAUUUUUUAUUUAAAAUUAAUAAAUAAAAUUUAACAAAAAAAUAUUUAAAUUAUAGCACCAAGAUUUAAUAAUAUUAAAAAAAAUAAUAAUUUGAAAAUAUUCAAUUAAAAAAAAAAUGUUACAAUAAAGUUCUUAUUAAGUUUUUGAUUGGAUUAAAAUUUUUGACAAUAACAAAUACAAAGAAUAAAAAGAGCUGAUACUGGAAACGGGGUGUCACUGUUCUAGGUGGAAAGUUGGAAAUGUAAGAUUCUUAUAGUUAUUUAAUUUAUUUUUAUAAAAAAAUAAUUCAGAGCAUAGUUCGGUUAGUUUUGACAUUUUGAAAAUCCAUAAUAUUUACAUUUUUCCUCAAAAUUUGAUAAUUAAAAUUCUUUUAAAAUAAAAAAAAAAAUACUACAUUGCACUUUAGCAUUUCCAUCAAAUAGUUUUAUCCACUGAUUACUUACCAAAUAUAAGUUAUCUAAGUAACACAGAAAAUUUAAAUGCAUAAAUAGCUCAAAAAUAGCUCAAAUGUUUUUAAAAUUUUACCAUGUCUAGAAAAAAGUAAACCUAAGUUGUACCUAUAUCAAAAUGUCAAGUUUCUAUAAAUAUUUUUAAGUGAAUUACCUCAAAAAUAAUAAUAAGUGAAUUAUUUUUAUACAUUUUCCUGAUCUUUCUGUCUUUUUCUAGUUUUCCAUAAUUGUGAAAAUUAUUUAGAAAAUCAAUAAACCACUUACUUUAAUAUUUCGUCAGCAAUUUUUUGAUUAAAGCAAUAUUUCUAGUUAAAAACAUAAGUUUGCAAAAAUUACAAAUAAUAAAAUCAGCAAAGCCCUGGUACGCUAUAAAUAUUUGCUGUUUUACCUAUAAUUUUGUUUCUUGUUUUUCCCAAUUAUUUUGAAAACCGCCUUGGAAAAUCAAAGAAAUUACCUCUCUACAUUACCAAUUAGAUAAAAUUUUCUUUCAGAAAAGAUACUACACAUUUAAAAUAUCAGAGCUAGUUUUCUUUACAAAGUUGUUUACACAAGAUAUAAAAAAAAAAAACUCAUAGUAAAAUCAAUAAAUGCUUGCUCCGCUUCGAAACUAAAAGUUAAUACAUUUGUUAAAUAGUCCUAUUAAACUUCUUAUACCUAUAUAACUUAUAAGACAAAUUAAACUUUUACCAAAUCUUUAAUAAUUAUCUUAGUUAUUUAAUUUCAGGAUACAGAAAAGGAAAUUAUACUCGGUAUUGACAAUGGCUAUUUAGGUGAUGGAAAUUUUGAUGACAGUUUCAUUGCAUAUACAAGGCCAAUUCCUGCUUUUUUUAAAAAUUGUUUAAAUUGUAACAAAGUAAAUGACAAUCCCCAUUACCAGAGCUGUUAUAAAUGUUUUAAAGUAAGUAUUUGUAAGAUGAAUACAAUUAUUUAUUUUAAACAAAAAUUUUAAAACCCGAUAAAAAUUAACAAACAAAUAAUGAACUAAUACAUAUUUAAAAAGAUGUUCAGAAUUGUAAUGUUUAAUAAUACUAUAGCAGGGGUAGCUAAACGGUCAAUUGUGAUCGACCUGUAGACCGCGGACAAUUUAAAUGUCGAUCUCCCUUUUGUUAGAAUUUAUUUCCUAUGUAAUUAGUAUACAUUACUUUAUUGCUGAUCAUUUUUUUCUUAAUAUAUUAUCAUUAUUUUGUUGUAAAUUUAUCAAGUAAUGCAUUACUUGAUAUAUUUACAAUUCAACAGCAUUUAUACUGGCAAUUGUAUUUACAAUAAUAUAAUUUUUGAUUGAUUAACUAUAACAAUUUUGUAAAUAAAUCAGUGUUCAUUUACAGUUGAGUAUGUAUGCCUUAUGUUGGUGUAUACUGGAUGAUUAUUUUUUCGUUAAACACUCAUUAUCUCGAAAAGUAUUAACUUUUUUGGGAAUCUGUUUUGUAGAAAAUUUAAGAAAUAAGCAGCUCUACAAUUUUACAUUUAUAUAUUAUUUUUUGUCGCCCUAAUUUUUUGGGUUGAAACUAACUACUUGAUGACUACCUACUCAUGAUUUUCAAGUAGCAAUCUAUAUUAAAAAUCCCAAAAAUUGACCGAGGAUUAGUGUUUUUAGUUGAAAGAAAUUCUGGUCUUAAAAUGUUUAAUUUUCGUCAAUCCGUUAACAAGAUAUUCCACUUUUAAGUUUAGGUUGGAGUAGAGUAGUGGAUCAUAAUUUGGGUGGCGGCAUAGCGCACAACCUUUUAAUAAUGCAACACUACUCUCCUUUUACCCAAACUUAAAAGCUAAAUAUCUCGUUAAUGGAUAGACGGAAAUUAAAAAUGUCAACACAAAAAUGUAUUUUAAUACUUCAUCUGUUCAUGCAUUUUCAAUAUAGGUAACCAUUUGAAAAUCAAAAGUAGUCAUUUCAGCCAGCUAUCUUAACGGACACCUCUCUUAACUGACAAAAUAAUAAUGUCCCAUCAAAAAGAUAGGCAUUCUAAUGUAUUUCAGCCUAUCUUUAGCAGACUCUUUCUAUUAUAGACACAAACAGUAAUAUUUUUCCCCAAUACCUCGAUAACGGACAACUAUCUUAGUUCAAAAUCAAAUGUAUUGCAAACGUAUACAUACAUACCACGCAACAGUGUCGCCGGUCUAUAUCGUUUAGGUACCAAUUAUGACAGAUUACAUGUUUGAUAAUAUAAGGAUAAAGUUAAUUGCAAGGAUGAAUAUAACCAGAAGCGUGUAUAAAACUUAAAGACUAGUUAGUGUUUAUUCCGUAUCGCUUCGCUAUUAGUGUUGUACAUUUUAGAUUCCGAGGGUAGCGAGAACUAUUGGUUUUAAUAAGAUGUUUAUUUUUUCUUUUUUCUUAUUUUGUUCUAGUCUGUGAACACCUUUUUUUCCUAGUAAACUUGCACCGAUUUUUACGUAUAACAACUUUUCUGAAAGCUCAAGUUGUCUAGAUUGUACUUUAGAGAAGUCAUUUCUUUAAUUUUCGAUCUCAUUUUUUAAAUAAAAGCACUUAAGUGGGAAACAACGUGGGAAAAUAUAAAAUUUCACAAUUUCAUUAUUUUAUAAAAACACAAACGACGUUUUCUACCAAAUAAAUGAUUUAAUCAAAAAAUUAUAAACUAUCUUUUUUAUUGCAUUUUUGAUUUACUUUCUUACGGUAUCAUUGCCAAAACUAUUGAGCCACUUUUGAACAUUUAAGGAGUUUUAAUUUUAGGGAGUAUUUUUGCUGUAGUUUGGUUUUAAGUACACUUAGAGACUUGCAACUUAGUAAUAAUACUUAUAUUGGACUUAGACUUACUUAGACGUGGUAAAAUUUCCCAUCCCCAGUAUCAGCUUUUUAUUCUUUGUAAUGCCAUCCCCUGUUUCUAUCUAUUACAGACACCUAUCUGUAACAGACAUUUUUAUGGUUCCGUAACUAUUUGUUUCACUGUAAUACAAAUAACUAGUUAUUAGUUUGUUUUUUUUUAUUAUAUAUUUACAAUCUAUAAAUAUAAUUUAGCACAAUAAAUAAAUGAGAUGAACAAUUUUUUUUUAGUUUUAUUUGAGUGACAUGAGAAGGGAGGUUAUGCAAUGGUAGAACCCAAAGUUAUUAGUUAUCAUAAGUAUACAGACAUAACUCACAAAAAUGAAACUAAUUUCAUUUUUGUUGUAAAAAGUCUUUUCUUAAUUUCAAAAUGAUGAAGUUUAUACAUACUAUAUAGUAUAUAACAUACUAAACCACUGAACGUGAUAGCAUAUCAUACGAGUGCAUAAAAUAAUAUUUUUUUUGAAAAAGUCAAUAAUUUGCGAAAUAAUAAGUGUUUCAAAGAAUCACCCUGUAUUUAUAUAAUUAAUGUAUUUAUUUUAUUUAUCUUGUUAACGCUUUUAUUAGGCAUAAAAAUGUGUACUAGUUCCUUUGUACACACGCACACUUUUCAGAUUCUGAUCCUAGUGAAGGUCAUUUUUUAAUUUUCUAAAGUGGUUUUCAAAAUAAUUGUGAAAAACCAGAAAGAAAACCAUUGGUACAAUGGCAAACAUUUACAGCACACUGCUGUGUUGACGUUUCUAUUGUGUUAUAGGUACUUAAGUAUUCUACCAGAAAUUUUACUUCAAACGAAAAAUGACAGAUUGAUUUUGUUUCUUUUAAUAUUUCGUGACUGACAGUGCAAGUUGUUUUAUUGAUAUCUAAAGUAUUUUUCAUAAGAAUUGAGAAAAAUCAAAAAAGACGAAAUAUACCUUUUUUUUCAAAUUAAACAACGAUUUCAUUAUUUUAAAAUUUUAUGGCUUAUAUUUUCUAUCAUAAAUAGUGCUUCAAUCGAUAAAUGACGAAACUAUUUUUGUUGUAUUUUUAAUCUAAAGGUGGGUUUACACGCUCAGUUAAACAGUGCAAAUGAACUGUAUGUGUAAAUGGAAACCAUAUGACUGCACAGUUUAAAAUUUUGGAAUAUGCUAGUUCUGGCGAUACCUGAAAAAAAUUGUGCAGUUAUAGUAGUUGCACAGUUUUCUUGUAUUUAUAAAUAGAUAACUGGGUUUUAGACGGUUUUAAAAUUUAAUACCUACAUUGAAGCGCGUAUUUUAGGAUGGAGAUUUUUUAAAGUUCAGAUAAAAGUACCUAUAAUUAUGCAACAAGCUAUAAUGAUAUUUGCUAAUUGAUUAUUAUUAUGAUACCUAAUUGAUUGCACACUUUUUAUCUGAACUUAAAAAAAAUUAUAUUAAAAAUCUCAAAUUUAAUGAAAAUUAAGUUAAUACGUUAACAUUUUUAGAAGAAUAUUAAAUUCUAUAAAAUGGCUAUCUUCAAUUUUUUUUAAAAUAUGCAAAUAAAAAAUUAUAUUUGUAGUUGCUUAUUUCUGUGAGUAAUAUUAUUAAAAAAAAAAAAAAAAAAACCAGAAUUUGAUUAUCUUUACUAUUUUUAUUAUUGUAUAAACUUUAGAGAUAUUACAAUGGGUAUAUCUUUAUGGGACACUGUAUGUCAAUGUUAUAUUUGUACAAUAAAUAUAAUAAUUAAAAAUCAAAAUACGCUAUUUCAUUCUUUAAAUAACUCUCUAAUUAUUCAUAUUAAAACUUUUUUUUUGUAGAAUCGAACACAACUAGUUGAACUUAAACCCAAUCCAGUUACGAAGAGAAGGCUUAAACGUUUGAACAAAAUUCAUACAGAAGUACAGCAAAAUAGUUUACCUUUUACGAAUUCCCAAGAAGAAUCCAGCACAUCAAGUUUUCAAAAAAUUAACCUAUCAAAUUAUUAUGAACCUAGUCAAUCUCAUCAAGAAACAUCUGGUACAUUUGGCCUAUCUAGCUUAUGCUUGACUAAGGAUACAAAUGAUAAGAUUUAUUUUGAAGAAGAUAUAUGUAAUAUAUGCUUUUUAAAGCCAAAAAAUGGUUUUUUCAAUCAUGAAAAAACAUCACAUAAUUAUUGUUGCUAUUCAUGUGCUAAACGUAUUUGGCUACAAACCGGGAAAUGUCCCAUAUGCAAUAUUAAAAUUGCAUAUGUGACAAAAAAAAUUAUUUUUUAAAUUUUUUUUUUUUUUUUUAAUGAUGUUUUUAUUAUUUUGUUAUUAUAUAUUUCAUAUUUUAUUAUCAAUUAAUUACAUAGAUGUUGUAUUGAAAUAAUAGGAAAGGCGAAUUCAGAAUUUUUUUUUUUUUUUAUAUAAGAGAAAAAUAUAAGAUAAUAUAUUGUGAUAUUAAAAAGUAAAAAUUGUUCCUCAAUUGAUACCAAUGUGAAAAAACUGUCCUAGGAUAAUAAGGAUGGGUACAGCCAUUUUUCUAGGUGGAAAGUUGGGAGGUAGGAUACGGAAGGGAAUGUUAUGUAUAUCUGUAAUCAACCAUUAUUUAUGAAAAAACUAUUUUGAGCGGAAAUCGGUUGAUAGUGAUGCUUGGUCAACAAUAUAUAGUAAAAAUAUGAAAUGGUAAAUAGUUAUUAUACAUUUUCUUUAAUAAUGUUUGUUUAAUAUUGUACUGAUUUUCCUGGUUUUUUACAUUUGCUGGGAAAAAUCAAAAAAUGAUUUUCUCAAAGUACCUUUUCAGUAAGAUUUCCUUUAAAAAAAAUUGCUAUCAUUUUAAAUCUGAGUAAAAUUGCUGCUAGAAAAGUUAUCUUCAG
Molecule: messenger RNA, 15741 nt
Organism: Cinara cedri
Lineage: Eukaryota; Metazoa; Arthropoda; Insecta; Hemiptera; Aphididae
Source: the annotation of a GenBank genome assembly